This is a messenger RNA of Sphaeramia orbicularis (orbiculate cardinalfish), 900 nucleotides long. Its product is annotated as endonuclease domain-containing 1 protein-like. Gene Ontology annotation, molecular function: nucleic acid binding; hydrolase activity; metal ion binding. The record is from RefSeq and is a predicted model, not a curated record. The transcript is spliced from 2 exons. Bases 1 to 900 code for a protein of 299 amino acids. Lineage: Eukaryota; Metazoa; Chordata; Actinopteri; Kurtiformes; Apogonidae.
AUGAUGUUUUACAGAAGAGACCAAGUCGUGGUCUUUGUGUUUGUCAUUGUGACGGCAGCGGCAGAGGUGCAGAAGAACCUCUCACCUGAAUGUAAGCAGUUCCUGUACAUGGGCACUCUGCCCAGAGGGCUCGAAGAACAACCGCUUAAGAUGAUAUGCCAGUUCUAUGAGGGAAAACCUCGAUUUGUCACUCUGUAUGACACCGUCAGCCACAUCCCUGUUUAUUCUGCGUACACCUUCAAGCGCUCAGACGGCUCCAAGAAGGCUGAUGCACCCUGGAUGUAUGAACCACAGCUCUCCACUGUCACUGGCCCACGGGAGAUGCAGCAGUUCCCAUCUGAAGAUGUUCAUAAGAGUUUUGAAGAUGCUCAGGCUGUUCUUGAUGACUACUCUGACACUGUUAUCUUUGAGCGUGGUCAGCUGAACCCGGAUGAGCAUCAGGCCCAUCCAAAUGACAAAGCGGCCACCUAUACUUUGACAAAUGUGGUUCCUCAGGUCAGAGACUUCAAUAUCGGUCCUUGGAAAAGCCAUGAGCACACCAUCCGCAGGCGGCUCAAUAACUACUGUCGUGGUACUGCUUAUGUGGUCACAGGGGUCACCACCUCAGGACAGAUGAUCCGGCGCCGGAACAUCAACCGCCUGGCGAUCCCAACAUACUUGUGGUCUGCAUACUGCUGCAUUGACUUUGAUCACAAUGCACCGUUCUCUGAGCGCUCAAAGUUCCCUGCUUUUGCAGCCCAUGGGCUCAAUGAUAGGGAGAAUAAUAUGGUCCAAGAGAUGACGAUCCAACAGCUGGAAGAUUUUUUAAAGAGAGUAACUUAUGUUGGCAACUCUUUCCAGAUCUUUUAUGACAACUGUGUGCCUCCUAAUAGUGAUACCAGUGGUCUGCGUUUGCAUUAA